Molecule: messenger RNA, 1566 nt
Organism: Asparagus officinalis (garden asparagus)
Lineage: Eukaryota; Viridiplantae; Streptophyta; Magnoliopsida; Asparagales; Asparagaceae
Product: small GTPase LIP1
Exons: 7
Coding region: 298-1308 (336 amino acids)
Biological process (GO): intracellular protein transport
Cellular component (GO): endomembrane system
Molecular function (GO): GTPase activity
Source: RefSeq, a predicted model, not a curated record
AGGAUUUGCUGUCGAGAAAGAAACUUUUCUCAUAAAAUUUCUCAUCUCUUCAUGUUCUCUUCAUUACACUCCACAUAGAAUACAUAUAUCAUAUUUAAACAGGAACCCUGCUGCCUUUGUGACAUCAAAAUCAAAAUCGGACCGCUGACGAGAUCCAGAUCUCAGAUCGCCGACGAAAUCGAAGGAAACUGCUGUCGUAAUCUGGAUCAAAAUCGAUCGUUUAAUGGAGACCGACGAGAUCCAUGCUCCUCCUUCGCUCUCUCGUGAUCGAGGAUUCGAAUAGUUGGAAUAAAAAAAAUGAUGUUUUGGAGAGAGAGGGAGAGGGAUACGAGAGAUCAUAACGGCACUGUUCCUCUCUGCGGCCAAGUCCGAGUCUUGGUCGUCGGAGAUUCUGGUGUAGGUAAAACAUCACUGGUGCACUUGAUUCUUAAAGGUUCUGCCAUUGCUCGUCCUCCACAAACAAUUGGAUGUUCAGUUGGUGUUAAACAUAUUACUCAUGGAAGUGGUGGAAGCUCUUCUAAUAGCAUAAAAGGUGAUGCUGAAAGGGACUUCUUUGUUGAACUAUGGGAUAUCCCAGGACACGAGAGGUACAAGGAUUGUCGGUCACUUUUCUAUACACAAAUAAAUGGUGUUAUAUUUGUCCAUGAUCUCUCCCAGAGAAGGACGAAGACAAGUUUGCAAAAGUGGGCGACGGAAAUUGCAACAACUGGGACAUUUUCAGCUCCUCUUUCUUCUGGUGGACCUGGUGGUCUUCCUGUUCCUUACCUUGUUAUUGGGAACAAAGUUGAUAUUGCUGCCAAAGAAGGGACAAGGGGAAGCAGUGGCAAUCUUGUUGAUGUUGCACGACAAUGGGUUGAGAAGCAAGGCCUGCUUCCAUCCAGUGAAGAACUUCCUUUGACAGCAACCUUUGGCAGCACUGGUCUCAUUGCGGCUGCCAAAGAAGCACGAUAUGACAAGGAAGCUGUUACGAAGUUCUUUCGUAUGCUGAUUAGUAGAAGGUAUUUCUCUGAUGACCAACCUGCACCAAAUACAUGGUUGACACCUUCGCUGCAGAAUUCUGUGCAUCAAUCUAGUGAUAGUUUAAUUGAAGAUGAUCAAUAUAACAGCAGAUUGAGUUUAGGUAGUGACGCAUACAAGUACAACGCGGUGCCCCCACUUCCAGCUCAGCGGAACCUCACUCCACCAACUACACUCUAUCCUCAGCAGCCAUUUUCAGUCUCUGACAACUACAGUUUUCAGAGGCUCUCAUCCUCUGGAUUGUCAGAAAUAGGAAGCACCAGAUCAAAGCGAUCCGAUAUCAAUGUGUGAUGCAAUUAAAUUUGCGGACAUUUCUGCUUUGUCCUGGCUUUCACGCGACAUGUAUCCAUGAAAACAAUUCUAGCAGCUAAUUGCAUUUAAGAGCUGAUUGGGGAAGCUGUGAUCUCACAGUGCAAUGUUUUUUUUGUGAUUGUGAAAAUUGGCGUUUUGUUUGUUGCAAUACAUGAUAAUUUUGUAUUUUUUUGAUUGUCACAUUACUUAUAUAGUGAUAUAUAAAUCAUUCUGGAGCAUCCAAACAGUUUUUUCUAA